GGUCCUUAGAUGAUUUUAUGAGCAUGAUUCCAGACUCAGCUGAACUGAGGGAAUCAGGGGAGAAAAGCAAAAAGGUGGACACUUUUAGCACUGGGGCUUUCAUAGGUGAUGCUCCUGAAAAUGUUGAUACAGACCCUGAAGAAUCAGUAAAGGCAGCUGUGGAUACACAGAUUGGAAGCAGAACUUAUUCACUUGCUGCUGAGAAGGCUGCCAUGAUUGAAAUGACUCCGCCUUUAAUGGUGCAGUCCCUGCCUGAAGAGAUUAAAACAAUGACACAUGUAAUAUUUGCUCCGGGGAUGCAUGAAGAAUUAGAAUGUAGCUCCAUUUCGGAGACAACGCAAGCUGAGCACACAUUAAUAUUGAGCAGCAUGCAGCCAGUCAAGAAGGACUUAUUGCAACAAAACCCAUUAUUUACAAAAUCCCAGCUUUUGAUUCCUAGUUCCUUGGAGCAAUCGGACAGGCCCCAAAAUAUGGAUAUAUCUCUGAAGCCUCUAGAGACAUCCCAAGAGAUCCUUUCACUUGAUCCUCAAAAUAAGGACCAAGGUCUUUUCAGUUUACACAGUUCCAUCAAUAUAACUAAUGUGGGGUUAAAAAAGUCAGACAAAGGUGAUCAGGUGGCAGUGUUAGUUGAAGAUGAAAACCCUGCCCUGCUGGAGAUAAAAGAGGAAAAAAGGCCAGAGGAUAGGAAACUGUCAACAGUGGAGAAAUCAGAUAGUACUCACAAAAUCUCUCAUAUAAAUGAUUUUCAAAAAAAGUCUGCAACCCUUCAGGUAUCUAACAAGAAAACCUUAAGCAAUUUUUGUCGCUAUGGUUCCCAGUCAGCACUCGACACCAUACCCCCCUCUGGUAAAUCUGGGAAGUCUGUGCUGAAGCAGUUUUUUUGGAGGCAGUCCGGGACAGUUAAGUCCUCCAAACAAAAAGGAGGGGAGAAACUGCCAGGACGUGAUUUUCCCUCUUCACUGCAACAGCAACAAAAAGCUGAAGAUCUCUCCAUCUCAACGAAACUCAUGGAAUCCAUGUCCAGAUUUUCUAAGCUGUUGAACAGGAAAUACAGUAAAGAAAAAGGGGAAGGUGACAGGUCAACGGUAGCAUCUCCUCUUCCCAAGGGAAUGCUGCUGGGCAUUGGAGAUGCAAGCUCACACAAGAGAGCACCCAGUGAAUUCUACAAAUUGCCCAUUUUAAAGAAAAAGAAAGACAUCCACAUUCCCCUCACACCUGUGGAAUUGGCAGCAGUAGCAGACACUGGAUCAGACCGUCUGGCUGCAUACAAGACCUACAGCUUUCUCUCCGAAAUCAACAGAGGCCGUUUCAGUGUGGUGAGACAGUGUCAGGAUGACCAGAGCAAGCAACUAUUUGCAGCAAAGAUCAUCCCCUACAAACAAGAGCAGCAGCAGCAGGUAUUGCACGAAUACCAGCUGUUGAAGAAGUUGGACCACACUCACAUUGUCCAGCUACAUGCUGCCUUCAUCACCCCAUGCUACCUGGUGUUGAUUGAGGAGCUGUGUGCUGGACGUGAGCUUCUGCAUAACCUGGCUGAGAGGGACCUGUAUGCAGAGAUGCAUGUAGCAGAGCUCCUGCAGCAGAUUCUGAGCGGUGUGGACUACCUUCACAGCAGCUACAUUGUGCACCUGGACUUAAAGUCAGACAACAUACUUGUGACAGAUCACAACCUAUUGAAGAUAGUGGACCUGGGUUCAGCUCAGACCUUCACCCCAGGACAGACCCUCUCUGUGGAGCACAUUCAGGAAACGAAGGAGAACAAAGUAAAUAUUGCUCUUCCCAAAGCACCUGAAGUUUUAGAAAGGGAAGCUGUGGGACCUGAAACAGACAUCUGGGCCAUUGGCGUUUUGGUUUUUAUCAUGCUGAGUGGGGAUGACCCCUUCAAAUCUGAGCUGCACUGGGAAAGCGAAGACAACAUCAGGAAAGGGAAAAUACAGUUCAGCAGGUGCUAUCCUGGGCUUUCUGAGGGAUCAGUCAGUUUCAUCAAGAGGACUCUUAACUAUAAGCCCUGGGGAAGACCGUCAGCUGCUGAGUGCCUCCAAAUUCCAUGGGUUAAGGGGUUACAUCACUCAUCCCGCCACUGUCACUCCAUUGUGUGCUUCUCCACCGACAAACUGCAGGCUUAUCUUGGGGAGCAGGAGACGAAGCGAGAGAAAGCCUGCACAAAGAUGGAUGUGCCACUCCUCAGUUAAGGGCAGAUCCAAAUUAGCAAGGCGGAUAUCUCACUAAACUCACCAGCUACCAAUCAUAUUUGCAUGUCUGUGGAACCCAUCCAUAUGAGAGCAAAUUAAUAUGCCAUGAUGUUUAGUUUUAGUCUUAAUUUCAAAUAAUUCCAUUUUGCACAAGAAUUUCAAUAAAUAACAAAAUCAGAUACUCAGAUAUCCAUUUCUACAGAAAUGGCAAGCUUGUGAACAAGUUAAUGUGUACUGGGGAAUUGUCCUCAAGUUAAGAAAAAAUUUUCAUAGGAGAUUAGAUCAUAGUUAUUUACAUACUGUUGUCAAUUAACUUGUUUUGGGUGUUUGAACAGCAUUCUAACUAAUGCUAGAGUGAAAGCUGCAACUAGAAAAU
Molecule: messenger RNA, 2568 nt
Organism: Anguilla anguilla (European eel)
Lineage: Eukaryota; Metazoa; Chordata; Actinopteri; Anguilliformes; Anguillidae
Product: 3-phosphoinositide-dependent protein kinase B-like
Exons: 8
Coding region: 18-2192 (724 amino acids)
Biological process (GO): protein phosphorylation
Molecular function (GO): ATP binding; protein kinase activity
Source: RefSeq, a predicted model, not a curated record